Molecule: messenger RNA, 1602 nt
Organism: Budorcas taxicolor (takin)
Lineage: Eukaryota; Metazoa; Chordata; Mammalia; Artiodactyla; Bovidae
Gene: GPRIN2
Product: G protein regulated inducer of neurite outgrowth 2
Exons: 2
Coding region: 1-1602 (533 amino acids)
Biological process (GO): neuron projection development
Cellular component (GO): plasma membrane
Source: RefSeq, a predicted model, not a curated record
AUGGAAAGAAAUUUGAAGAGUUUUACAAGACAAGGUCAUUGCUUCUUUACACUAUUUUGGCUUAUGAAAAGGUUUCAUAGGAAUACUCUUCUUUCAGAUAGUGGGGGCGACCUGUAUUGGACCCCAUUUGGUGGGCACAGCAGAUCUGCAUCAGUUCCAUGUUGCCUGAUCUCAAGAGCAUGGCACACAGAAGGUGCUCAUGAGCUGGCAGCGGGAGGAGUGAACAAAUGCCAAGCAGCCAUGAGAUCCAGCCGUCCUGAGCCGGAUGCCCCGGAACCCCUCAGUGCUCACCCUCAGCCCCUGUCCCGAAGUUCUUCCAGCCUGCUGGGUGAAGGCCGGGGGCAGAGGCCAGAGUAUCGCAAGAGAGCCAGCAGUGUUGUAUGGCAGGCCCAGCUUGGUGAGGCCAGCACUGGCGCCCAGGUCCCGGAGGCGGAGGGGCAGCAGGCUGAGCGCGUGGAGCAGGCACGAGCCUCCAGCCCCCAGCUGCAGCCCAGCGCCGUGGGCCACUGGCGCAGCAGCACUGUGGGCAACGUGUCCACCGUGGGCGGUAGUGACCUGAGUCACCCGCGGGACCCUAGCGCUGCCGCUAUGCAGAGGAGCCACUCGGACCUGGUUCGCAGCACCCAGAUCCGGGGUCACAGCGGUGCUCAAAAGGCCAGCCUCAGCUGCUCAGCCCUGGGCAGCUCGCCUGUGCAUAGGGCUCGGCUGCAGCCCAGCAGCACCUCGGGCCAGAGUGGCCAGACCCCUGCAGGCUUGGAAAGGGACCUGGCUCCGGAGAGCAAGACUUCAAACUCAGCCUGGACACUGGAGAGUCAGGUGUGGGUGCCACCAGCUGCCUUGGGAGGCACAGUGACCCACAGCAGCAGCCCCAAAGCCACUGGCCAGUCGGCCACCACCUCCUGCCACGCUUUGUCUCCAGCAGCCCCGCUCUGUGGCACAAGGGAGAUGGGGGCCAGCAGCUGCUGCUAUGGCUUGCCUGCCCCGGGGAUUCUGGCCUUUCCCAAACUAGUGGCGUCAGUGAGUGAAUCUAGGCUGCAGGCUCACCGUGGGGUGAAACUCCGGUGCACGUUUCCUGGGGGGCUUCCUAGGCACUCCCACUGCUGUGCCCACCCUUGGGGUCCCACAGGGUUAGCCAUGGAGCCUAGUGCCAGGACCAAGGACAUGUGGACCAUGACCUCAGCGAGUGACUUGGCCCCAGUCUUGGCUUCCCCUCUGUCAGCCCAGGAUGCAGGUGUCCAAGCAGCCCCCAAGGCCGUCUGCAAGGCAGUGGCCACUAGCCCGCCUCUGGAAGCCCCUGUGGCCCUGCACCUGUUCCCGGAGGUGACUCUGGAGUCCAGCCUGGCAGUGGCGCCAUCUCCUGUGCGGGACGUACGAUGGGAUGCUGAGGGCAUGACAUGGGAGGUCUAUGGAGCUGCAGUGGACCCUGAGGUGCUCGGUGUGGCCAUCCAGAAGCACCUAGAGAUGCAGUUUGAGCAGCUGCAGCGGGCCCCUGCCAGCGAGGACAGCCUGUCUGCUGAGGGUAGGAGGGGGCCACUUCGAGCGGUCAUGCAGUCCCUGCGGCGCCCCAGCUGCUGUGGCUGCUCCAGUGCAGCCCCCGAGUGA